Exophiala bonariae is the source of this 789-nucleotide messenger RNA. RefSeq lists its product as uncharacterized. The record is from RefSeq and is a predicted model, not a curated record. Bases 1 to 789 code for a protein of 262 amino acids. NCBI's taxonomy places the organism in Eukaryota, Fungi, Ascomycota, Eurotiomycetes, Chaetothyriales, Herpotrichiellaceae. The transcript has a single exon.
AUGCGCAUCAGAUCCCAUAUUACCAGUGAAGAUGGAACAGUAUGGUAUUACGAGCAGGAAGGUUCCGGUCCAAAUAUUGUACUGAUCCCAGAUGGUUUGGGCGAGUGCGAGCUUUUCGAUAAACCAAUGUCAAUCAUCGCAGCCCAGGGGUACACAGUCACAACUUUCGAUAUGCCCGGGAUGUCGAGAUCGUCUAAUGCGCCCUCGAGUACAUAUCAAGAUGUCACUGCCCAGAAAUUGGCAAAAUCCGUUAUUGGUGUUCUGGAUAAGUUGAACAUCAACUUUGCUUCGUUCUGGGGUUGCAGCUCUGCCGCCUCGACUGUUCUCGUCCUAUGUAUCGACUUUCCCGACAGAGUGCGAAAUGUGCUUGCGCAUGAGGCCCCGAUGAUUACCCAUGACUUUCUCAAGGAUCUGCCGGCGACCGACCCGGGUACCAUUUCUUCGUCGAUGGCAGCGAUCACCAGGUCAAUGUCUUCGAAUGAGACUGCAUGGGACAAUCUUGGAAGUGAGGUCCACAAUCGUCUAAAGGAAAAUUACGUUCGGUGGGCUCACGGGUAUCCCCUCAGUAUUCCACAAUCUUGUCCAACCGAUGUCGAUGUCCUGCGAGGGAAGCCAAUAGACUGGACUGUUGGCGCCUCGACUCAGAAUCAAAUGUUCUUCGACAACAUAGUUAUCGCAACGAAGGCGGGCGUUCCUAUCUCGACGCUUCCUGGACAACACUUCCCAUAUGUAUCACAUCCAGAUAUCUUCGCAAAUCAUGUGGUACAAACAACCCGCAAAUACCUGUGA